Molecule: messenger RNA, 4764 nt
Organism: Brassica napus (rape)
Lineage: Eukaryota; Viridiplantae; Streptophyta; Magnoliopsida; Brassicales; Brassicaceae
Exons: 1
Coding region: 1807-3630 (607 amino acids)
Source: RefSeq, a predicted model, not a curated record
GAUGCAUCCUCUAUGUCGCGUGGGCGGCAAUGGAGCAUGUUGUACCGCCUAUGCUUGACCGUAACUCGUGCUUCAGUGUAAGUAGCGUCACUACGGGAUAUAACUUUUGUAUUCCAGUUGAGAUAGCUAGGAUUUGUUGGUCGACAUCCUCCUCCAGCGGAGCUCCGGGGCGUAAGCCAGGCGCCUCCGUCGAUGCCUGCUCGGAGCUACUUCGGUGAGUUCUCGACUGAACUUCCCAUGUCUAUUCUCUUGCUUCAUCGGAUUUGUUUCAGGUACAGUAACAAGCGCUUUGAAUUGGGUCAUUACAUUGUUGUCUCUCUUGAUCUCAUUGCCUAUUGAUGUAGCGGAAGGUUUAUAAGAUAGAACUAGAGAUUUGUUGAUUCUGAGAAUACUCGGAAAACUAGAAUAAUACAAAGAUCUUAUUUAGUCUAAGAAUACCUAAGAUCAAUGUCUUCUUAAAUUCGUUGAGAACACCAAUGUUCUAGCCGAAAACAAGAAACAAAGAGAGAUCUCUUAACUUUUAUUAAUCAAAUCACAAACUGAAUACAAAUUUAAGCCUAAACCGCUAUAUAUAAGAAAACCCUAAAACAAUAAAGGUAAUUAUCCUAAUAACAAAUAAAAUAUUAAAUAAUUAAGAUAUUUAUUCUAAAUAUCUUAUCUACAUCAUUAUCUCCGGGUUGGAGAAGAUUCGCCCUCGAAUCUUAACCGUGGUCUUCAACUCCAAAACCUUCAAAAUUUCAAAACUUGAAAUUUUUACAUGAAAUUUUAUUCUUUUGCUAUUCUUCCAUUGGUAUCUCUUGUCCUUCCUACUAUUCCUCUCCAAAAAAAAUUAUAAGACACGUAUUGCCUUUAGCCAAAAAUUCCAUAAUUUGCAUGAAACCUUCUUUUUUAUUCCAAAAUUUUAAGGAGACAUCUGAUUGGCUUCCAGUGCUGCUCUAUAUAUAUGUGAUGUCUUCUUUCGUUGUAGUUGCGAAUUCAUCUUGCCAGACAGCCAACACAUGUCCAUCGCUCAUCCUUGCAAUUUUGAUGAAAUUGCUUUCAUCGUCGUCACAAAUAGAAUUUAUAACAUGACAUGCAACAGAUUGGUCUUUGGCUUUCGUAACAACAUCAUCAUAGAUAUCGAAUAUUGGUUCGCCAACAAUAUCUAUAUAAACCCCUGUUCGAAAACGCGGUCGCCUAGCCGCCUAGGCGUUGUUCGGAGCUCUACCGUACCGAGUAUGGUCAAAUCGGGCAACCUAGGCGCUGAACCGCGUAAAUCCGCGUUGACCGCGUAAUAGCCGUGUUUGCCGCGUAAUAGCCGCGUAAUAUCAAAACACAGACAUUUUAUUAUGGCUUGUUACUAAAAGAUUUUGUGUAAUGUCCAUUAUAUUAAAACCCAAAAAAUAGUUAAAGCCCAAAACAAACAAAUAAAAACUACAUUUGGGGAUUUUUUAUCGAGCAAUCCCUAAUCUAAAAUUCUAAAUUAUUGAGAAAGCAAAGGAGAUUGAGAAUGGAGAUGUCAAGCUUAGAUUGAGAGUAAGUGACAAACUGAAACUGAAUCGAGUUACCAAAUAAAUUAAGGUAAUAUCCUUGUUCGAGUGUUAGCAAAUUAAGUUACGAAGCUAUGAAUUUUUUUUUCGUUCACUGGUGUUUGUUUGACAACUAGUUCUCUAUUUUGACUUUUGAUUAAUUGUACUUGUCUGUUUUGCUUCUUCUUUUGUUCUUUUGUGUUUGUUGUCAUGAGAAACAAAGAAGACGCUUACGUUUUGUACUUCGUCACAUACGUGCUUAUACUUCAUACCUAAUUUUUUUUUUAAGGUUAAAAAGAUGGACAAUCCACCAACAGAUGCACCUCGUCCUCUGAAGCGAAAUUCAAAUGAUGUGGGAUGGGAAUUUGGAGUCUUAUGUAAUCCAAAAAAUGUAGACAAGGUCAAAUGCAAGUUGUGUGGAAAAGAAUUCUCUGGUGGUAUUUAUAGAAUGAAAGAACACAUUGCUCAUGUGAAAGGGAAUGUCUCAGCCUGUCCUGUAUCAUGUAAAGCGGAUCAAGAGAAGUGUAAGCAGGCAAUUCUUGAUGCAAAAGAGAAAAAGAGUUUGAAGAGGAAACAUGAACAAGAACUGAGGGCAGAAGUGAACAUAAACAAAGGCAGCAAUGUUGAAGAAUUGGAAAGAGAGUUGGGAACUCUUAAAAGUCCUCACUUCCAAGGUCCCAUCGAUCAGUAUGCAACCUCCAUAAACCCUGAAGCUUCUUUGACUGCACAAGCACGACAGCAAAAUAUACAUGACGCCAUAUCUAAGGAGAAGACACAUGCUGUCCGUCAAUACUGUGCUAGAUGGAUGUAUGAGGCAAAUGUUGCUUUCAACGCCAUUGACAAUGAAAGUUUCAGGUUGUUUUGUGAAGCUUUGGGACAGUUUGGACCUGGUUGGGUUCCUCCAAGUCAGUAUCAGCUCAGAGGACCAUUGUUAAUUGAGGAACAAAAAAGGACCAAGGAAAAGUUGAAGAAUCUAGAAGAAGAAUGGGAAACAGAAGGCUGCUCAGUGAUGACCGAUGCAUGGAGUGAUAUGAAAAGAAGAAGCAUAAUGAAUUUGUGUGUCAACUCAAGGGGAGGUACAUGUUUUCUUUCAUCAAAAGACACCUCUAAAGAUUCUCACACGGGGGAGUACAUCUUCAAUUAUAUUGACCAGUGGAUUGAAGAUAUAGGAGCUGCAAAGGUAGUGAAAGUGGUCACUGAUAAUGCUACAAACAACGUGGCAGCUGCAAAGAUGCUGAAACAAAAGAGACCAAAUAUAUUUUGGACAGGUUGUGCUGCACACACUAUAGAUCUGAUGCUCGAGGGAAUUUCUAAGCUUCCGGGAAUUGCAAAGAUAAUUGACCAAGCAAAGGCUGUUACGAUCAUUAUAUAUGCUCAUCAUACAACAUUGUCCAUGAUGAGAACAUGUACAAAUAACAGAGAUAUCGUAAGACCAGGAGCAACAAGGUUUGCAACUUGUUUUUUGACUAUGCAAAGCCUAUACGACAAGAAGGCACAACUGAUGAGCAUGUUUGGCAGUGAUGAGUGGCAUAGUUGUAAGCAUUCUAAGUGUCUGAAGGGUAAGAAUACAUUUGACACGAUUAUGAGUCAUGGGUUUUGGAGUAGUGUGAAUGUUGUCUUGAAGAUCUUCAGCCCUCUGGUGAAGGUUCUAAGGCUGGCUGAUGGGGAGAAAGUACCUUCUCUUGGAUUCAUUUAUGGUGAGAUUAUCGAAGCUAAGAAUUCUAUCAAAGAAGCUUCAAAUCAUUUGGAGAAGAACUACCAACCUAUCUUUCGAAUCAUUGAUGAGAAAAUGAAAGAUAGGUUAGAUACUCCUUUGCAUGUGGCUGCCUACUUUCUCAAUCCAUAUUAUUUCUACAAAGAUCCAGAAAUUCAAAAAGACUAUGAAAUCAUGGAAGGAUUCAUAGCUUGUGUAGAGACUUAUUAUCAUGGCGACUUUGAGAAGCAAAAUAGGGUUGUCAAUCAGGAGCUUAGUCUUUACAAGAGCAAAAGUGGCUCAUUUGGUAGAACUUUAGCACUCAAAGGAUGUGAGAUUAAAGAUGACAAGUUUGAUCCAGGUUUGUAUGUUCAGAUUGCUUGUCUUUCAUUAACUUUUGAUCUUUAUUCAUCAAUACGAGUGAUAUGAUUUUAGGGAACUGGUGGUCAACAUAUGGAUGUGGUACACCAACUCUUCAAAAAAUGGCUACAAGGAUCCUUGCUUUGAUGUCAAGCUCUUCAGGAUGUGAAAGAAAUUGGAGUUGCUUUGAAGGGGUUAGUUUAUUAGUUCUCUUUCUCUAGGAAUCUGACUAUUUCUGAAAUUCACAACUUUUUUUAAUUGCAGAUUCACACAAAAAAGAGAAAUAGGCUAGAUGCCAAUCGCUUAAAUAGCUUAGUUUAUGUGCAAUUCAAUGCAAAGCUGUUUAAGAAGCAGAAAAAAAUCAGAGAGCAAAAUGCUGAUGUGAUAUUCGAUGAUGGUAAUGAAGAUACAGUGGAAGAAUGGCUUGUGGGCCGUGUACCAGACAUAGACAAUGAUCUUAAUUUGCUACUUGUAACCCAAGCUCCAAGGGUAAGAGAUUUAUAUGAUGAUGACUUUGAGUCUGAAGAAGAUGAGGAAUAUGCUGUGGACAUGGAUUUUGAACCAGAUGUAUAUCAAGAUGUUCCUCUCUCUCAUGAUUCAUAAUCUGCUAAGUAAGGUUAGUAAUUUUAUCUUAGUAAGGUUAGUAUGUUAAGUUACAGGUCUUAUAAAUCUUAUAGAUCUUCGUUGUUUUAUAUCUUUUUAUUUGUAGGUGUAUGUCUUUUGUUGCAGGUGUAUGCUAAGUAGUCUAACUCCUAACACAUCUACCCAAUUCAUGGUGAUUAUUUGAUCUGAGGACAAAAGGAUGAAGACUUCGAUCCUUUUUUUGUAUUUUGUAUGUUCUCAAGAUCAAGACAAUCUAUUUUGUGUAUCUCAUGAAUUGGAAGUUUUUGUACUUUUUGAAUUUGAUGUGUAAAGGAGAAAACAAUGUUUAUCUAUAAAUUAUAUAACAAGUUAUAUAAUUAUGUCUAAAAUUUUGUAUUAUCAUAUUUAAAAUUAGCUAAAUAUAUUAUAAAUAUAUUAAAUUGUAUUUAAAACUAGGCCCCGCGUAUAUCCCGCUUAAUCUCCGAUUUUUUGGUAACUCGCUAGGCCCGGAACUGCCGCCCGACUAGCGCCUGGCGUAAUUCCGAACAGAGAUAUAAACGAUGUCUUCACUUUUAGAAAACAAGUUUUCUUUUGCGAAAAAAUAGAUGUUCCCCUUCAACA